Trichomycterus rosablanca is the source of this 1817-nucleotide messenger RNA. It is a transcript of the gene seta, whose product is annotated as SET nuclear proto-oncogene a. The coding region runs from base 203 to 1009 and encodes 268 amino acids. Lineage: Eukaryota; Metazoa; Chordata; Actinopteri; Siluriformes; Trichomycteridae. Gene Ontology annotation, cellular component: chromatin; nucleus. The record is from RefSeq and is a predicted model, not a curated record. Gene Ontology annotation, biological process: nucleosome assembly. Gene Ontology annotation, molecular function: histone binding; chromatin binding. The transcript is spliced from 8 exons.
CGCGUGAGUGGAGUCUGCUCGUGCUACAGUAGUGCGCGCGCGAGGGAGGCUAGCACGUUCGCUCGCGGUAAACUUCAUUUUUUUUUGUUUGUUGUGCUACUUUCACUUCGCGUCCGAAGAGGAGAAUUUCAUGCGAUAAGUUUGGCAAGGAGACCGCGGCUUGUUUUCUCUGAACGUUCAGCUUUUGUUAAACAGUCGAAUCAUGUCUGCCUCAGCGGCUAAAGUGAGUAAAAAGGAUCCGAACUCCAACCACGACGGAGCGGACGAGACCUCCGAAAAAGAGCAGCAGGAAGCCAUUGAGCACAUUGAUGAAGUACAGAAUGAAAUUGACAGACUGAACGAACAGGCCAGUGAGGAGAUCCUUAAAGUUGAGCAGAAAUACAAUAAGCUUCGCCAGCCAUUCUUUCAAAAGCGGUCAGAACUUAUUGCCAAAAUCCCCAACUUCUGGGUCACUACGUUUGUGAAUCAUCCACAAGUCUCUGCUCUCCUUGGUGAAGAGGAUGAAGAAGCACUUCAUUAUCUAACCAGAGUGGAAGUAACAGAGUUUGAAGACAUCAAAUCAGGAUACAGAAUAGAUUUUUACUUUGAUGAAAACAUGUAUUUUGAAAACAAAGUCCUUUCCAAAGAAAUCCACCUGAAUGAAAGCGGAGACCCGACUCCCAAGUCAACAGAGAUCAAAUGGAAACCAGGAAAGGACCUCACAAGUCGUUCCAGCCAAACCCAGAGUAAAGCGGGUAAAAAGAGGCAACACGAAGAACCCGAGAGUUUUUUCACCUGGUUCACUGACCAUUCAGAUUCUGGAGCAGAUGAGUUGGGAGAGGUCAUUAAGGAUGAUAUCUGGCCCAAUCCCCUGCAGUACUACCUGGUCCCAGACAUGGAAGAUGAGGAAGGGGAAGGAGAGGAUGAAGACGAAGACGAGGAAGGUCUAGAGGAUAUAGAUGAAGAAGGGGAGGAAGAUGGAGAGGAGGAGGAGGACGAAGGGGAGGACGACGACGGGGAGGACGACUGAAGAAGAAGCAUCCCGAGCAUAUUCCAUCCUUACCUGGUCCCGUCUGCCACAACCCACCUGCUUCUUUGGCUACUCCCGGGAGCAUCUUCUCCUUUCCAUUCACGGUUUUUUGUUCGUGCUCCCCCUCCUGUCCAUCUAUCCCGACAGUGCCAUGUUGAAAUCCACCCAGGAAGAGACUCUCCCGAUAAACGGACUGCAAAAUACUGCCGAUGUGGCGUUUAACAUCUCGAUUCCCCCCCAAGUAUAUUUUGAGGUUAAAAAAAGCAGAACACUAGUUACAGCAGCACACUGUCUGGAGUAGACUUGCUAAUAGGGUUAUCUCUUUUUUAUAAAUAUAUAUAAAUGUAUAUGCACAAUUCUUUCCUUUUGUGUGGUUAAAUGAACAACUGUCAUGGUGCAUAGUGACGUGCUAGUUCUAGCCUCCUCCUUCGCGGCUUCCUUAAUGAUUUCAGUUUUACCCCCCGUCUGUGGUUUCGGCAGCAAAGAAGCCACGAGCUCAUUCCUGUCCACUCUGUUGGGCCUGUUAGUUCUGGAGGGCUGAGCCUCAGUAAGUGAGGUAAGGAGGUAUUCGAAAACGAUUUGGAUUUUUUUUAAAAUCUUUUCAUUGUUUCAUAAGCAUUCAUCAGAUUUGACAUGUUUUGAUAAAGAAAAAAUAAAAUCUUAAAAAUAGAAAUUACCCAUGCUUGUAAGUUUUGCCCCCGCUGUUUAGAUUUGAUUUGUUAUGUAUGUUCUACUAACCUCGUACUUCCCACAAGCGAACCUUAGCUGUUCGGUUUGCUUUGUUUAAAAUAAAACUCAAUGUCAACAA